ACAGGUCUCGCUAGGGUUCUUCGGUCCUCCACCCACCUUUGCCCGCGAAAUGUUUCCCGCCAUUUCGUGUCCGCAUUUCCCGCUACCCGCCUCGCUCUGCUCCCCAGAUCCCUCGCCCCCUCUUCCCUCUCCGCUCCCCCACGUCAUCUAGUCGCCGCCCCCGCUCACCGAUUGUCCUCCGCUGUGGAGCGAGCAAGCAGCGGCGAAGCGAUGGAGGAGGAGAUCCGAAAGGAGUUCCAGAGUAACGGCUUCUCCAUCGGAGGAGCCGGCCCCGAGGACGCCGCCCAGAUCCUCUCCACGCUGCUGACCUACUGCAUCAACUACAAGAUGAGCCCCGCGGAUCUCGUCUCAAACUGGGAGGUCUACUACCUCAAUAGGCAAUUGGAUGGCUUAAAGCUCGAAAGCUCGUAUCUUGAUGGUUUUCUGUCACACCUUCAAAAUGAAGUUAAAGACAGGAUAAUAAAAGAAGAAGCCAACCUUCACAUUUACUCCAGUAACGAUGUUGACAUGCUCUUAAGCAAUUCACAUGUAGAUGAAGCAGCAUUCCAUGACACACCAGGCUAUGAACAGGAAAAGGCACCUGAAGGAUCAUCUAUCUCUGAGUUAACUCCUCUGGCAAGUGACAGACCAUCAUCCAGCAGAGUGGCCAAAACAAAUGCUGAUCGUAUUACCCCUUUUGCAACACGAGUAAAUAAAUUUACCCAACAGUAUGUUCUCAAUGCUGAUAACGCAGUUGGUGUGCCAAGUAAAAGUGCUGAAAUCACAGAAGAUGAAAUAAUUAGAAGAGUUCAACCUAGUCAAAGAUGUUACUUACAAGUUCAGCGCUCACAGCCUGAACCAGGUUGCAGAUUCAUGUAUGACAGAAUGGAAGACAGAUUUAAUUACUUGGAAGAUCGGAUACGGAAAUCGGCGAGCUUGUUUUCUGCAUCUGGAUUUUGUGGACAACCUGCAGAUGCUACCCUUGCUUCAGAGGAGAAAAUGUUUGCAGUCGGUACAGUAGCCUGUGACGGGGAAGGUCAUUUGAAUGAAAAGUCUAUCUUGCUACAGGGCAGUGUUGAACACUCCAGGGGGCAGUGUGUGCGCCUUGACUUGAAGGAUCUUGAUCACUUCUCUUUGUUUCCUGGGCAGGUGGUGGGUAUUGAAGGCCACAAUCCCAGUGGACACUGUUUUGUUGCAUCAAAAUUAUUUGAUUCCAUACCGGUCUCUGUGGAUGCUCAACUUCCCAGUGCUAAGAAACAAGCUAUUGAUAAUGAAAGCAACCAAAAUUCUGACGCUGGCACUCUGUCAAGAGCAUUGUCAUCGAUCAUCGCAGCAGGUCCCUAUACAACAACCGAUAAUAUGUUGUUUGAGCCACUUCAAGAACUUCUUUCAUAUGCUUGUCGAAAGCCGCCUCAGCUUCUCAUAUUGAUGGGACCCUUCAUUGACUCUGAUCAUCCUGACAUAAAAAAGGGAACUAUUGACCAGAGCUUUCAUGACAUUUUUCAUUUUGAAGUUCUGAGAAAGAUUCAAGACUUUACCCAGUAUCUGGGGAACACCGUUCGUGUAAUUCUCAUUCCAUCUGUGCGAGAUGCUCACCAUGACUUUGUUUUCCCUCAGCCUGCAUUUGAUUUGAAUUUGCUAGAAGAUACCACCCAUCAGAUUACUUCUCUGGCAAAUCCAUGUCUCUUCGGUUCCAACGAGAUAAAUUUUGGCUGUUGUACAGUGGACAUUCUGAAACAGCUCAGUGGCCAAGAAAUUUCUCGCAAGCCACCUGGCGGAAAGCCUGGAGACAGGAUUGGUAGACUUGCCUCACACAUACUAAAGCAGCAAAGUUACUACCCUCUAUAUCCUCCUGCCCCCGGUGUGCCGUUAGACUUGUCACUCGCUAAGGAAGCGCUGGAGAUCCCAUCAGCGCCAGAUGUUCUCCUCCUUCCUUCUGAUCUCGCACCAUUUGUGAAGGUGCUCUCCCUUGGAGAAGGUAGCGACGACGACAGACGGUUUAUCUGUGUGAACCCUGGGAGGUUGGCGAAGGGUAUUGGCGGGGGCACAUUUGUGGAGCUUUACUACAACGAGGGCAUCGACAAGACCAAUGCCUCCAUCAUCCGCAUAUAGGAUCGCUGAAACUAGGGUGCGCCGCAGAAAAUCACGUACGUAGUUUUUGAGCUCGGAAAAUCCAUCUCAGCGUUUGUUAUCCCAGGAAGUGUUGCUUAACAUGUGGCAUCUCCGCUGCAACCGAGUACCUGGACUGAAAUGUUCAUGUUAUCGUCAACUAACAACUGACCUGGUUUACUUCAGGCCCUACUGUAUAAUUACAGGAAUUGGUUGGUCCAUCUUUGCUGUUUUCCACAGCAUUCUUAUGGUAAAAUUAUUACUGGG
This is a messenger RNA of Zea mays, 2355 nucleotides long. RefSeq lists its product as uncharacterized. Gene Ontology annotation, molecular function: DNA binding. Gene Ontology annotation, cellular component: alpha DNA polymerase:primase complex. Lineage: Eukaryota; Viridiplantae; Streptophyta; Magnoliopsida; Poales; Poaceae. Gene Ontology annotation, biological process: DNA replication; DNA replication initiation. Bases 211 to 2091 code for a protein of 626 amino acids. The transcript has 16 exons. The record is from RefSeq and is marked predicted.